AUGUUGAAGAUCCGAGAGAACAUGCAGCGCACGCAGCUCCCCACCUGCGCCGACAAAGUUCCCCUAGAUUGGGGUACCAAGGGUCACGGCCGAGUGACAGGUGGUCAGUGGCUCGUGAUAGGAACGGUGCACUUGCCCAUCACAUUGAUACCGCUAUGGGGUCAUCCAUCUGCGCCUCAAUACGAGAGAGAGCUUCUGCGCAAUCUCAUGACGAUGGUCUCUGUGGUCUGUAUUGGCACUCUCAGGGUCGUAAAGGUAGCGGAUACGUACGACUUCGAUGCUGCUGUCCGACAAUACUUCGAGGGAAAGAAGCGUCUGUUCAAGGAUGAAACCAUACGCCCUUACGAUCAUCUUCUUCUGCACUACGGCGAUGUACUUCGUGGCUUCGGACCCACUGCUGCUCAUGACGGCUCGUUCUAUGAACGUCAUAUCCGUCGUUUGCAUAGCUUCAAUAUCAACAUGAAGAGUGGGGAGCUCGAAGGCACGUAUAUGCGUAGCGCCGGGCGACAUGCGAACCUUCGCAGUGUUCUCUUGGACGACACUGCAGCGUCGACACUCUCUCACGUUUCCGGUUUGGUGGAGGAGUUCCGUCGGCAAACAUUUGUCGAUACCCGCGGUACCAGGCUCGGUAGCUUGAUGCUGGAGUCCGUGACGAUGUCGACCGCCGAGGGGGCGAAGUUUCUCCGCAAGGACGCUUCGGAGGUCGUCCUGUCGCCGGAAGUCUUAGAUCUCCUGCGGCCUUUCCUAGAGGUCUCAAGUCCUACAACGCCGUCGAACCAUAAGAACCAUGUUCGACUGAAGAUCUCGAACCCCGCUUCCGCGUUAUCCAUCAAGGCUGCAUCUUUCGGUGGAGCUCGGUAUUGCCCAGCUUCGGAGGUCGAGUGCGACAGCGACAUGAUCUACUCGCUGGAUGAUAACGCCCAAGACUCAUCACGAGGAGGCCGUCUACCUCUCGACAAAGUUGCUGCCGGCCGCAUCAUGUUCAUGUUUCUCCUCGGAGACUCGUCUAUACUCUCACCCCGGACGCUUUUUGGCGAAUCGCGCCCCCCUGCUGGUUCGUUGUGGGUUGUCAUCCGCCCAUACCAGGUGCUUGGUCCCGGAGAAGAACACCUAGAUGCCCAUUACCGAGCUGAAGAGUUUGGUGGCUUCUGCUGCAAGCCCGAGUUUCAGACCGGGCCUCCCAUCUUGCUCAAGAUAUCACGCAUUCUAUGUCAAGUGGCAAAAUUCCCCACUGAAUUUGCUGGUGUACCGUUGCUGCAUUUCUUGCCAUUGGCCAGGUUAACGAACGCCAUGCCUCGCGCCGAUGCUGAGGUCCUUGCGGAUGUUCUUACACCGCACGAUGAAUGA
Messenger RNA from Peniophora sp. CBMAI 1063, 1347 nucleotides. The record is from the annotation of a GenBank genome assembly. Lineage: Eukaryota; Fungi; Basidiomycota; Agaricomycetes; Russulales; Peniophoraceae.